AUGGUAUUAGGUGAUAAAACUUAUAAACAUUAUCAUCAUCAUCAUAUACCUUUAAACAAAACACGAAUUCGUUUACCACAACAUCUUUUUGCUAUCGAACAACAAACAGACAAUUUUCUCAAUAUACUUUUAGAACGUUCAAGGGCCAAUAGAGACACAUAUGAUGAACGACAAAAAUUAAUAAGUACAUAUAAAGUUGUUAGUAAAACCCAAUGUAUGUUACAAAUGUUAAACAAUGGAACAGUUAAUGCAAAACAUGUUAAAAAUCUUGAAGAUAGUGAAGAAACACAAUGGGGUGUAUUUAUGUUCAUUCCAAUAGCAGUGAAUCUGUUUUUAAUACAAAAUAAAAAUUCCAAACUCUAUCUAUGUGGUCGACAUAAUCAAUUAUUUGGCAUGAUUAAUCGUAAUGAAAAACAAUGUGUAUUUGAAAGUAGACGUUCGGAUAUUGAUUUUGGUCGAUGGGAUUCAUUUCGUUUAUUUUAUGAAGAACCAUCAAAAGGCUACAUAUCAAUAUCAAAUAAUUGUAACACUCGUUUACGUAAAAAAUUUGACAAUGAUAAUUAUUUACAAUUUUUAGCAUUUGUUCGAAUUAAUACUGAUAAUAAACAAUCAUCUCUAACAAUUUCUAGUCAACCAAAUAAAAAUAAAGUAUUGUUAUCAUCACGUUAUCGAAAUAAUAAUAAUCAUUCCAAAACAAAUAUUGAUUAUCGUCAACGAAUUCAAUUUCCAACUCAACCAAUAAUAAUUAGUACAAUUACGACAACCAUGACAACUACUCCAUCAAUGACAAAACAAUAUUUUCGUCUUCAUAGAACUAUCUAUCAGACAUCCUUACCAUCGUCUCUAAAACAACAACACUUUAUAGAUCCUAAAUUAAUUAUUAAUGUUCAUAGUACAACAAUACAUCCUCCCUAUCGUCGAUAUAUUCACACAAGAAACUCUAUUCAUAAAAAUAAUCCGUUAUCAUGA
Messenger RNA from Didymodactylos carnosus, 969 nucleotides. Lineage: Eukaryota; Metazoa; Rotifera; Eurotatoria; Philodinida; Philodinidae. The record is from the annotation of a GenBank genome assembly.